This is a messenger RNA of Phodopus roborovskii (desert hamster), 2921 nucleotides long. It is a transcript of the gene Mylk2, whose product is annotated as myosin light chain kinase 2. Gene Ontology annotation, molecular function: protein serine/threonine kinase activity; ATP binding. The record is from RefSeq and is a predicted model, not a curated record. Gene Ontology annotation, cellular component: nucleus; cytoplasm. NCBI's taxonomy places the organism in Eukaryota, Metazoa, Chordata, Mammalia, Rodentia, Cricetidae. Bases 222 to 2072 code for a protein of 616 amino acids. Gene Ontology annotation, biological process: protein phosphorylation; intracellular signal transduction; positive regulation of apoptotic process. The transcript is spliced from 13 exons.
AACCACCCCAGGAUUGCGCCUGAGCAGCCGCUGCAGACUGCCGGCCACCAGGUUGCCCCUCUCUGUCCAGGUACAUCUCUCUUCUCAGUUGCCUGGUACUGGCCUUCUCUCUACAAAGCUGGAAAAGAGGGAGGCAUCUGACAGCCUGAUACACUUCACUCCUCUUUCUGCAGCUAGAAAGACUUGAGUUAGACAAGCAGAAGCACACGCCUACCUACCUCAUGGCUACAGAAAACGGAGCAGUUGAGCUGGGAAUCCAGAGCCUGUCAGCAGAACAGACACCUAAAGGUGCUGCAGGUGAUGGAUCUUCAGCAGCAGAGAAAGACCCCGGCCCCCCAGCCACAGAGAAAGACCCCAAAGACCUGGGCCCCCCUAACACCGGGAAAGACCCUGGUACUCCAGAUCCAAAGAAAGGUCCUGAUCCACCUUCCCUGAAGAAAGAUGCCAAAGCCUCUGGCCCAGAGAAAAAAGAUGACCCAGCUCCAGCUCCAGCCAGCAGCCAAGGCCCUUCGGGAGAUGGGGAGAGGAGUGGGGGGCCUGCUGAAGGCAGUGUGGGGCCUCCUGCAGCCUUGCCCCAGCCCACUGUCACAGCUGAGGCUAGCAUCCAGAAUCAGGGUGCCAAGCAAGCACCCUCGGGCAACCAGGGACCCGGAGAGCCCAAGGCAGGCAAGAAGGCAGCAGAGUGUCGAGAAGCAGGAAGAAGAGGCUCACCUGCCUUCCUCCACAGCCCUAGCUGCCCUGCCAUCAUCUCAUGCUCCGAGAAGACACCGGCUGGGAAGCCCUUAAGCGAGACAACGGAACUCAUCUUUACAGGGGUAUCUGUGACCCCCGACUCCCGAGAUCCUGGGUCAGCCAAGGCAGAAGGCGGGGCCAACACCCUGGAAGAGAACCAGAAAGCAGAGGUGGAGAAAGCCCCAGGCCAGGCUGGCCAGGCUAAGGUGCAAGGGGACACCUCCCAGAGGAUUGAGUUCCAGGCUGUUCCCUCAGAGAGAGCGGAGGUGGAGCAGGGGCUCUGUCCCACUGCCAGGGAGGAAGACUGCUUCCAAAUUCUGGAUGAUUGCCCGCCACCCCCGGCCCCCUUCCCACACAGGAUCGUGGAGCUGAGAACCGGAAAUGUCAACAGUGAAUUCAGCAUGAACUCAAAGGAGGCACUGGGAGGUGGUAAGUUUGGAGCCGUGUGCACCUGCACGGAGAAAGCCACAGGACUCAAGCUGGCAGCCAAGGUCAUCAAGAAACAGACUCCCAAGGACAAGGAAAUGGUGAUGUUGGAGAUCGAGGUCAUGAACCAGCUGAACCACCGCAAUCUGAUCCAGCUAUACUCGGCCAUGGAAACCUCCCAUGAGAUCAUCCUGUUCAUGGAGUACAUCGAGGGCGGAGAGCUCUUUGAGAGGAUCGUGGAUGAGGACUACCAUCUGACCGAGGUGGACACCAUGGUGUUCGUCAGGCAGAUCUGUGAUGGGAUCCUCUUCAUGCACAAGAUGAGAGUCCUGCACCUGGACCUCAAGCCAGAGAACAUCCUGUGUGUGAAUACCACUGGCCACUUGGUGAAGAUAAUUGACUUUGGCCUGGCACGGAGGUAUAAUCCUAAUGAGAAGCUGAAGGUGAAUUUUGGGACUCCGGAGUUCCUGUCACCUGAGGUGGUCAAUUAUGACCAGAUCUCCGACAAGACUGACAUGUGGAGCCUCGGGGUGAUCACAUACAUGCUGCUGAGCGGCCUCUCCCCCUUCCUGGGAGAUGAUGACACAGAGACCCUAAACAAUGUCCUGUCUGCCAACUGGUACUUCGAUGAGGAGACCUUUGAGGCUGUGUCAGACGAGGCCAAAGAUUUCGUUUCCCAUCUCAUCACGAAAGACCAGAGUGCCCGAAUGAGCGCGGAGCAAUGCCUCGCCCAUCCCUGGCUUAACAACCUGGCCGAGAAAGCCAAACGCUGUAACCGCCGUCUGAAGUCCCAGAUCCUGCUUAAGAAAUACCUCAUGAAGAGACGCUGGAAGAAAAACUUCAUUGCUGUCAGCGCGGCCAAUCGCUUCAAGAAGAUUAGUAGCUCCGGGGCACUGAUGGCUCUGGGGGUCUGAGCCCAGAGCAGCUAAGCCUGGACGCAGCUGCACAGUGGUCAAGGCUGAAGCCACACAGCUCAGAAGGCCAGAGAGAGCCGGCCAGAUCUCUAGAGGAGGCUGGUCAGAGCAAAGUCGCACCAGGCCAGGAGGCUUGGGGCUCGCCGGGCCCUUAUUUGAUGCUGCUUCUCCUAUGUGAACAUGGAGUGUGGCCUGGGAUCCAUCUUGCUACCGCCUCUUCAGACAGGGCUGUGGCCCAUCAGCCCCACCCAGACUCCAAGGACGUCCAGGCCGUUCCCUAUUCUCUCCCUAGCUUCCCCCCUUUGAACUGCUGCCCUGGAGCCUCUGCUUUGCCCCACCUGGGGCACCCUUGCCUGGAGUGGGAUGGCUGGGGGUCCAGCAGGUGGGCUGCUGUGGUGGUGGGUGGGAAGCUUCUAGUAGGGUAAGAAUGCAGCCCAGCUGCUAGUGGAGACAGAACAGGCUUUGUGUGAGAGGACCUCCAUGCCCUGCCUCACACUCCCAACGGAUCAUCUGACCUCCUGGCCCCCACCCACUGUUUCGGUGACCACCAACACACAGGAACUCUGUGAGAGAAAACCAGCCCAGGCCUGGAGUGGUGGUGGUGGUGGUGGGGAGUGGAGAGAGGCCUGGGAGACAUGGGACUACCCCCAAGUUCACCUGAGGACCGAGUCUUCCCAGCCUGGCUACUCUGUGCCCCUCCCAGGGGCAUUUACAACCCCAGAUGACAGGAAGAACUGGCCCAUGAGGAGUAUGAAGCCACCAGGAAGUCCCCAACCUGCUCCCAGCUUGUGCCUUGUAAAUAAAUACACAGGUUGGAGGCAGCCUCCUUCCCUCUGCACGUGUACAUAA